Caenorhabditis briggsae is the source of this 1104-nucleotide messenger RNA. RefSeq names its product Protein CBR-CSN-5 (gene Cbr-csn-5). NCBI's taxonomy places the organism in Eukaryota, Metazoa, Nematoda, Chromadorea, Rhabditida, Rhabditidae. The record is from RefSeq and is a predicted model, not a curated record. Gene Ontology annotation, cellular component: cytoplasm; COP9 signalosome. Gene Ontology annotation, molecular function: metallopeptidase activity; deNEDDylase activity; protein binding. The transcript has 4 exons. Gene Ontology annotation, biological process: protein deneddylation. The coding region runs from base 1 to 1104 and encodes 367 amino acids.
AUGGAAAUAGACAACGUCAAACCGUCGGGAUCCGUGCCUCAGCGAAACUGGGAGAAGGAAAAUAAUGUUCAAAAUGUCGACUCGAUUUUUGAAUACAACAAUCAGCAGCAGUUGGAGAUUAGGAAUGCAAAGCCAUGGGAUAAGGAUCCACACUAUUUCAAACAAAUUAAAAUUUCGGCAAUCGCUCUGCUCAAAAUGACGAUGCAUGCGAAGCGAGGUGGAAGUCUGGAAAUUAUGGGUCUUUUGCAAGGCAGAAUCGACGCCAACUCAUUCAUUAUUCUCGACGUCUUCGCGCUUCCAGUUGAGGGAACUGAAACCAGAGUCAACGCUCAAGCCCAGGCCUACGAGUACAUGACAGUCUACUCGGAUUUGUGCGAAACAGAAGGUCGUCAGGAGAAGGUCGUCGGAUGGUACCACUCGCAUCCAGGAUACGGAUGCUGGUUAUCGGGAAUCGACGUCUCCACACAGACUCUGAACCAAAAGUUCCAGGAACCAUGGGUGGCCAUUGUCAUCGAUCCAUUGAGAACCAUGUCAGCUGGAAAGGUGGACAUCGGUGCAUUCCGCACAUAUCCAGAAGGAUAUCGUCCACCAGAUGACGUUCCAUCCGAGUAUCAAUCGAUUCCGUUGGCGAAAAUUGAGGACUUCGGAGUUCAUUGUAAACGGUAUUAUCCAUUGGAGGUCAGCUUCUUCAAGUCUCAACUUGACGCACAUAUUCUAACUGCUCUGUGGAAUAGCUACUGGAUCUCUACACUCAGCAGCUCCCCUCUCUUCUCUAACGUGGAAUUCAUCAAUAACCAAAUCCAGGAUAUCAAUCAAAAACUGCUGGCCGUUGAUAAGAAACUUCAGCUCAACGAAAGAAGUACUGAAGCACAAGAAGCCCUUCUGAAGGUUGUCACUGACGCGUACGCGGUUGGUGAUGAGUUGGAAGCUGGAAGAAUUUCCCAUCUCAUCAAACAGUUCCUUUUCGCUCGUAAAUGCUCAUGCAAGGAAGUUCUGGGAGCUUCACCAGUUGAAUCUUCGAUGGACGUUGUCGUCGCGGCUUCUGAAGGAGAGAAAGAGGAAGCGGCGCCAGCUGUUUCGGCUGUCGAAAUGAGCGACGCUUAA